This is a messenger RNA of Pelobates fuscus (common spadefoot toad), 1391 nucleotides long. It is a transcript of the gene RFC5, whose product is annotated as replication factor C subunit 5. Gene Ontology annotation, cellular component: DNA replication factor C complex; nucleus. Gene Ontology annotation, biological process: DNA-templated DNA replication; DNA repair. The coding region runs from base 122 to 1129 and encodes 335 amino acids. NCBI's taxonomy places the organism in Eukaryota, Metazoa, Chordata, Amphibia, Anura, Pelobatidae. The record is from RefSeq and is a predicted model, not a curated record. Gene Ontology annotation, molecular function: DNA binding; DNA clamp loader activity; ATP hydrolysis activity. The transcript is spliced from 11 exons.
CGCGAGACCAAGCGGGUGGCGCGAACUGCAAGUCCCGCCCCCCGGGACAUCGCGCGCCUGAGAGUGCGGCUGCUGUGUGCGUGCUAUCAGUGUGCUUAGUGUUUAUCAUCUCCCGGCAGGCAUGGUGACUGAGAGCAAGGGGCAGCCCGGCCAGAGCAGGAACCUGCCAUGGGUGGAAAAGUAUCGACCGCAGACACUAGAUGACCUGAUUUCCCAUCAAGAUAUCUUGAGUACAAUUCAGAGGUUUAUCAGUGAAGACAAACUUCCUCAUCUUCUACUGUAUGGACCGCCUGGCACUGGGAAGACCUCUACUAUACUAGCUUGUGCAAAGCAGCUAUACAAAGACAAAGAGUUCAACUCCAUGGUGUUAGAGUUGAAUGCUUCGGAUGACAGAGGGAUAGACAUCGUUCGAGGACCAAUACUAAGUUUUUCUAGCACUCGGACUAUAUUCAAGAAAGGCUUCAAGCUUGUGAUCUUGGAUGAAGCUGAUGCAAUGACUCAAGAUGCUCAGAAUGCUCUGAGACGAGUGAUUGAGAAAUUCACAGAGAAUACUCGCUUCUGUCUCAUCUGCAAUUACCUGUCUAAAAUAAUUCCAGCUUUGCAGUCCAGGUGUACAAGGUUCCGAUUUGGCCCCCUCAGUUCAGAGAUGAUGAUUCCAAGGCUGGAACACGUAGUGCAACAAGAAAGUGUCAACAUUAGCCCAGAUGGAAUGAAGGCUCUGGUGACUCUGUCCAAUGGAGACAUGCGUAGAGCUCUGAAUAUACUGCAGAGUACAAACAUGGCAUAUGGGACAGUCACAGAGGACACUGUCUACACCUGCACAGGCCACCCACUGAGGUCUGAUAUAGCCAAUAUCCUUGACUGGAUGUUGAACAAAGACUUCACUUCUGCAUACAAAAGCAUAAUGGAGCUGAAAACCUUAAAGGGCCUAGCACUUCAUGAUAUUCUGACAGAGAUCCAUCUCUAUGUACACAGAGUGGACUUUCCAUCAUCUGUUCGAAUGCAGUUGUUAAUCAAGAUGGCAGACAUAGAACACAGAUUGGCUUCAGGAACCAGUGAGAAGCUUCAGCUAAGUUCACUUAUUGCAGCUUUCCAGGUCACCCGAGACAUGAUUGUAGCUGAAGCUUAAAAAAUUAAAUAGAAAGAACUAAUGCCUUGAGAGCAGUGAAGGCAAUACUGUACAUGGACAGAGCAAGACACCUCUCACACAAAGUUUAAGAAGGAAGAAGACGAUGCCAAAGAGUGCAGACCCCAAAACUUAUUUUUAUUUGGAUACAUCUCUGCACUUUGUCAGGUGUGAAAAGACCCCUGUUACAACUAAUUUAUGGUCAUAUUUUCUUAUUGAUGCUGACUUGAAAUUAAGGUCUUUAAAUAAAAUCUAUAUUACAAUA